This is a messenger RNA of Homo sapiens (human), 1987 nucleotides long. It is a transcript of the gene RNH1, whose product is annotated as ribonuclease/angiogenin inhibitor 1. Bases 426 to 1811 code for a protein of 461 amino acids. Gene Ontology annotation, cellular component: cytoplasm; nucleus. The transcript has 11 exons. NCBI's taxonomy places the organism in Eukaryota, Metazoa, Chordata, Mammalia, Primates, Hominidae. The record is from RefSeq and is a predicted model, not a curated record.
AGAUUCCAGCGAGCUACGCAAGCAAUCCUGGCCCAGCCGAGCUUGCUUCCCCAAAUCCCGUAAUCCUUGACCUUAUUCCCCCAAAGAAGCGGCCUCCCGGGAAGGAGCGCCCUGGCGGAGAAGACUCGAACGGCUCCCACAGCCGGGCGUUGGGGGAAAGCUCAGGCAUGAAGAACUCUUGACUGACAGAAACGGAGGGUGUGUCCAAAGUUUUGAGGACGGCCGAGCGGCGCUCCAAAACCCGUCCUCACAGCCUCGCCCCGUUCGCCUCAGCUACAACAAAUCAUCGUCAACCUGUUCCACCUUCUCCAGUCUGGUAGCAAAAAGGGGUGUCUCAGAAUCUCCGGCCUGUGAAACUGUGAGGGGAUUCGGCCAAGACGUCCUCUUCCCUCUGCCUCCCACCCAGGCCACUCUUCACCUCCACCAUGAGCCUGGACAUCCAGAGCCUGGACAUCCAGUGUGAGGAGCUGAGCGACGCUAGAUGGGCCGAGCUCCUCCCUCUGCUCCAGCAGUGCCAAGUGGUCAGGCUGGACGACUGUGGCCUCACGGAAGCACGGUGCAAGGACAUCAGCUCUGCACUUCGAGUCAACCCUGCACUGGCAGAGCUCAACCUGCGCAGCAACGAGCUGGGCGAUGUCGGCGUGCAUUGCGUGCUCCAGGGCCUGCAGACCCCCUCCUGCAAGAUCCAGAAGCUGAGCCUCCAGAACUGCUGCCUGACGGGGGCCGGCUGCGGGGUCCUGUCCAGCACACUACGCACCCUGCCCACCCUGCAGGAGCUGCACCUCAGCGACAACCUCUUGGGGGAUGCGGGCCUGCAGCUGCUCUGCGAAGGACUCCUGGACCCCCAGUGCCGCCUGGAAAAGCUGCAGCUGGAGUAUUGCAGCCUCUCGGCUGCCAGCUGCGAGCCCCUGGCCUCCGUGCUCAGGGCCAAGCCGGACUUCAAGGAGCUCACGGUUAGCAACAACGACAUCAAUGAGGCUGGCGUCCGUGUGCUGUGCCAGGGCCUGAAGGACUCCCCCUGCCAGCUGGAGGCGCUCAAGCUGGAGAGCUGCGGUGUGACAUCAGACAACUGCCGGGACCUGUGCGGCAUUGUGGCCUCCAAGGCCUCGCUGCGGGAGCUGGCCCUGGGCAGCAACAAGCUGGGUGAUGUGGGCAUGGCGGAGCUGUGCCCAGGGCUGCUCCACCCCAGCUCCAGGCUCAGGACCCUGUGGAUCUGGGAGUGUGGCAUCACUGCCAAGGGCUGCGGGGAUCUGUGCCGUGUCCUCAGGGCCAAGGAGAGCCUGAAGGAGCUCAGCCUGGCCGGCAACGAGCUGGGGGAUGAGGGUGCCCGACUGCUGUGUGAGACCCUGCUGGAACCUGGCUGCCAGCUGGAGUCGCUGUGGGUGAAGUCCUGCAGCUUCACAGCCGCCUGCUGCUCCCACUUCAGCUCAGUGCUGGCCCAGAACAGGUUUCUCCUGGAGCUACAGAUAAGCAACAACAGGCUGGAGGAUGCGGGCGUGCGGGAGCUGUGCCAGGGCCUGGGCCAGCCUGGCUCUGUGCUGCGGGUGCUCUGGUUGGCCGACUGCGAUGUGAGUGACAGCAGCUGCAGCAGCCUCGCCGCAACCCUGUUGGCCAACCACAGCCUGCGUGAGCUGGACCUCAGCAACAACUGCCUGGGGGACGCCGGCAUCCUGCAGCUGGUGGAGAGCGUCCGGCAGCCGGGCUGCCUCCUGGAGCAGCUGGUCCUGUACGACAUUUACUGGUCUGAGGAGAUGGAGGACCGGCUGCAGGCCCUGGAGAAGGACAAGCCAUCCCUGAGGGUCAUCUCCUGAGGCUCUUCCUGCUGCUGCUCUCCCUGGACGACCGGCCUCGAGGCAACCCUGGGGCCCACCAGCCCCUGCCAUGCUCUCACCCUGCAUAUCCUAGGUUUGAAGAGAAACGCUCAGAUCCGCUUAUUUCUGCCAGUAUAUUUUGGACACUUUAUAAUCAUUAAAGCACUUUCUUGGCA